Telopea speciosissima is the source of this 1605-nucleotide messenger RNA. Its product is annotated as protein FAR-RED IMPAIRED RESPONSE 1-like. The record is from RefSeq and is a predicted model, not a curated record. Lineage: Eukaryota; Viridiplantae; Streptophyta; Magnoliopsida; Proteales; Proteaceae. Gene Ontology annotation, molecular function: zinc ion binding. The coding region runs from base 1 to 1605 and encodes 534 amino acids. The transcript has a single exon. Gene Ontology annotation, biological process: regulation of DNA-templated transcription.
AUGGGUAGACAGGCAGGUGGGAGACAGAACAUUGGUUAUAUACCACAAGAUCAUCACAAUUAUCUCCGAUCUAAACGUCAGCGUGACUUAAUUCAUGGUGAAGCGAGCAGUUUGUUACAAUAUUUUACAGAACAAUCUAGGCUAAAUCCCUUUUUUAGCUACGCCGUGCAAUUGGAUACGAAUGAGCAUGUAACAAAUAUUUUUUGGGCCGAUGCAAGAAUGAUAAUAGAUUAUGCCUUGUUUGACAAUGUUGUUACCUUCGAUACUACAUUUUGCACAAACAAGGAAAAUAGGUCAUUUGGUAUAUUUGCUGGAUUUAACCAUCACAGAGGAGUCGUUGCAUUUGGGGCAGCUCUUUUAUAUGACGAGACGGUAGAAUCAUUCAAUUGGUUAUUUGAGGCAUUCUUGGAAAGUCAUGGGAAAAAGAAACCUAUAACCAUUUUUACAGAUCAAGAUGCUGCAAUGGCUAAGGCAAUUUCAGAGGUGUUUCAUGGGACAUGGCAUGGUUUGUGUACUUGGCAUUUAAUGCAAAAUGCGAUUAAACAUCUAGGUAACUUAAUGAAGAACGGAUCAAGCUUUCUAUCAGAUCUAAAUAAGUGUGUAUAUCAGUAUGUUGAGGAAGUAAAAUUUGAGUCUGCAUGGGAAGAAUUACAAAUUAAGUAUGGGGUUGAAAAUAAUCCAUGGUUAAAUCGUAUGUAUGGACUUAAAGAGAAGUGGGCUAGAUCUUAUAUGAAUAAUGCAUUUACAAGUGGUAUGCGAAGUACACAACUAAGUGAAAGUUUAAAUGCUGACUUGAAGGACUAUACAAAAUCUAUUUUAGAUGUUGUACAGUUUUUUAAGCAUUUUGAAAGGGUAGUCAAUGAUAAACGUGCUAAGGAAUUGAAGGUUGAUUUUGAUGCAAGAAAUAAGCUACCAAAGAUUUUGUUUUCCCACACAAAAAUUAUUAAACAUGCAGAGGAGGUGUACACUCCAACAAUCUUUAACUUAUUUCAAGAUGAGUAUUCAUGUGUUGGUGAUUGUUACAUAAAGUGGAAGAAUGAAAGUUCUAACUUGCGUGAGUAUAUUGUUGGUAUUCUUGAUCAGGAGAUGGAAUUUAAAGUUGAGUGUAAUCCAUCUGAGUCUGUGAUUCAAUGUAACUGUAGAAAGUUUGAGACAUUUGGCAUUCUAUGUUGUCAUGCUUUGAAAGGUUUGGACUUAUUAGAUAUCAAGUGCAUUCCUAAAGCAUAUAUAUUGAGAAGAUGGACACUUGCAGCAAGAAGCAUGGUGAUUGAAUAUAGCAGGGAAAAAGAGGUUGUGAAACAUGUUAAUUUGGAUUCUACAAAGCGUUCUACAUUGCUAUGCCGUAAAUUGGUAAAACUUGCAUCACAAGCAUCCAAUUCAACAGAUGGAUAUGAUUUGGUGAACAAUGCUGCUACUGACUUGUUUAAACAACUAGACAAUCUUGUCAAGGAUGCCCCACACCAAGCUGAGUCAACUGAGGAGCCUAAUCUGAUUAUUGCUAAAGGGCUUAAAAAGAAAGAGAAGAAAAAGAGAGAAGGCAAAAAUACUACAAAAAGAUACAAAAGUUGUUUGGAAACACAAGGAAAAAGCACAAAAAGUCCUUAA